AUGAACCCCGCCAGCUCCUUCAAGGCUUUCUCUUGUGCCGGCGCAGCGGGUGGCGGCAGCACCCAGCGGCCCCGCAGCCGCUACGGGCAGCACCGCGAAGAGCCGCCCUCAGCCGCCGGCGGCCCUUCGCAGGGACUCUCUGUCUCUCCUGUAACAAAGGAUGAAAGUGCUACGCAGCAGUGUAAGCCAACUGAAGUAGUUCCAUGUGAAAAUCAGGAUGGGAUUUUAAAGUUGUCUCCAUUUACGAGUAGAUGUGUAUCCACAAAGAGGUCAAGAAGCCCUUCCCUAGUGAAAAUUGAAAUAAAACUUGACGAAUCUGAUGAGGAAUGCAGUCUUGUCAUUGAUGUGCCACCACAAGCUGUUAAUAAAAAGCCAAGAAUAAGUAGCAACUGCACAAGUGGGAACAGGGACAAAGAACUGUCUGCUGUCUUGGAGGAAAGAGAUGCCCUUGCUUAUAGCAAGAAGAAACAUAUAUCUUCAGCUGCUUCUAUUGAGGCAGACACACAGAAGGGAAUUCUGAAGAAAGGGAAUGCAGAAACCAAUAUAUUGGUCAAAGCAUUUGUUCAGGACCAUACUACUAAUGAAGAUUGUGUGAGCAGUGGAAGAGUAGCACAGUCUGUCUGGUGUACUGGACACUCGUCAAAAGAUGAAACUACAAUUGAAAGACCUUAUAAGGAAAUAAUAAUUAAUACAGAGGAACACCAGAGCAUAGAAGAGGAUGGGGGUAAUAAUAGCCAUACAUACCCAUAUCCAACUUAUUACUUAAACAAGGAAGAAAGUGAAAAAACUCUGCUGAGUUCAUCAGCUGAGGAAGUGGAACCCAGUGGCGAGGACACAGAGCCCUCUGAAUCAGAUGAUCCUGUAGAGGAGUGUCGGAGAAUUUUUGAUGAGUUUGAAAGAGAAGCACAAAAGAAGGAUGGUGAUAAGCAGGCCCGUGGAGGAGAUGCAGAUCUUAAUUUAUCAGAAACCAAAGCAAAUGCUCCUGGACAAAAGAGGAGAAUUGCACACACGGCAAAAUUUGAUGUACAUAAAAAUGAAAUGGUGCCUUUCAAAGCGCCUCCUUGGCAGCAGGGUCAUGAUGCAGAAAUUCUGCAGGAACGCUGGGAGGCAAUGGAGUUUGUAGCUGCAGUUAAAAGGGGACAAGGUUUUAUUAUUACAACUUCUGAACAGCAGAAGACUACAUCUGGAAUGUCAGCUGCUCCAUUUCAAAGCACUGGACCACUGGCCUCUGUGAAUUUGCUUGAAGUUCAGCCUGUUGAGACCAGCAGUGGUCAACUGCCUAUACUACUGGAGGGAAAUGUUGUAGCAGGAAUACCCUGUGAACUUUCUGUUAGUUCAUUCCAAAAGACUACUCCUGCCCCAUGCAAGGUUUCUACUCGGAAAAGGCCUUCUGUUCCAGAAUCAGGAUCCAAAGUACCAUUUGAGACAAGACAGCGAUAUGUCAAUUGUUUUUUUGCAGAAUGCCUCAAGACUUGUAGCACAGUGAAUGAAGCUAUUCACAAGGCCCUGCUGGAAGAGCAAUCUGUUUAUGAACAUUGUGGCAGUAAAAAAAUGUACCUGAAUUUUGCUGUGAAGACUCUCAAAAAGCUGAGAGAUCAUGGACAACCUGGUAACAGCAGGUCAUCCAGUGGCACUGAGUCAGAGCAAGAGAAAGCUUUUACAGAUGGUGCUCUAUAUGAACUUUUAAAAGAUUAUCUUCUGACUGAGGAACAAUUGAAUGAAAAUAACUUCCCCCGACCGAAUCCUGAAAAAAACGGUAGUGCUAUACUUACUGGGAUUGUAAAAAAUGCUGUAUAUGAUGCUUUCAAAAGAGUGUGCUGUAGAUGUGGUGAGGUAUACAGUGUUACAUCUUCAGGAGAACAUAGACGUAAAGAAGAAUGCAACUAUCAUUCUGGUAGAGUGUUGGAACAAAGAGUUCCUGGUGGCAUGGAAAAACGCUAUAGAUGUUGUGAGAGAAUAGUUGGGUCUUCCGGAUGUCAGACUGCAAAGCUUCAUGUUCAUGAUGGAAGAAGCAACAAGUUGGAAGGCUUCAUGAAGACAUUAACCAAAUCACCACCUUUUGAUGGAAACUAUGGUGUAUAUGCUUUGGACUGCGAGACGUGUUACACAACCCACGGCUUGGAACUAACUAGAGUGACAGUGGUUGAUGCUAAGCUACAGGUUGUCUAUGAUACAUUUGUUAAACCAGAUGGUAAAGUUCUAGACUACGAUAUAAGGCUCUCUGGAGCAAGAGAGGAUGAUCUGAAGAAUACCACAACAUCUCUUCGGGAUGUACAGGCAGUACUGCUAAACUUGUUCAGUGCAGAUACAAUUGUGAUUGGACACAGUUUAGAAAAUGGCUUAUUCACUCUCAAGCUAAUUCAUGACACGGUAGUGGACACAUCAGUAGUGUUUCCUCAUCGUCUGGGUUUGCCUCACAAAAGACCACUUGCAAGUCUGAUGGCUGACUACCUCAGGAGAAUUCAUCAAGAUGAUGUUGGGGGUCAUAAUUCCAGGGAUGAUGCAAUUGCUUGUAUGGAGCUAAUCCUUUGGAAGGUCAAGGAGGACAAUAAGAAGAGAAAAGAGUGAUUAUUAUGGC
This is a messenger RNA of Calidris pugnax (ruff), 2578 nucleotides long. Its product is annotated as exonuclease GOR-like. NCBI's taxonomy places the organism in Eukaryota, Metazoa, Chordata, Aves, Charadriiformes, Scolopacidae. The coding region runs from base 1 to 2568 and encodes 855 amino acids. Gene Ontology annotation, cellular component: nucleus. The transcript has 17 exons. Gene Ontology annotation, molecular function: exonuclease activity; nucleic acid binding. The record is from RefSeq and is a predicted model, not a curated record.